AUGGCAACACGACAAUACGAUCCAUCCGAAGAUCGAAAUAUCCUAGGCCGAAACUCUCGAUCUUAUUUUUCUUCUCUCGUUCGAGCCAGCCGGCCUGACUCCGCGACCGAAAGCAAUAGAAGUAAAGUGUCAAGCUUAACAAGUUGCAGAGAGGGCACCGAUGUACUACCAAAUGACAUCGAACUUCAAGUUGAAGAUAAUACAAAAUCCAACUAUCAUUCCGGAACCUGGCUACCCUAUACAUUCCGAUAUUGGUACUUGAUUCUCUUAAGCUGUUUUGUCGCAGUCCUCUGCCUGUUAACGUUUCUUCUUUGGUGGAAAUCUGCAAACAACUAUGGACUGGGAACAGACGAUGGUUCCUCCGCCUUACUAUUUGGCUGGAGAUACAGCCCUACCAUGAUCGUUGUAAUCUACGUCCAAUUAACAGCCAUGUUAUUCGACGAUGUCAAACGAACCGAGCCCUAUGCCAGAUUAGCACGACCAGAAGGAGCGAAAGCAUCAUCUAGUAUCCUCCACAGUCCAGGACCUUGGUGGACUGCUCUAUACGACGGAUUCUCGAAAAAGAAGAACGGGAGAAGAAGCUGGGUAUUGAUCUGUGCGGCUUCCAUCAAUAUUCUUGGUUUUUUGGCAAUCUCUCCUCUUUCCUCGGCAUACCUAUACACUGAAGAGCUGAACUUGCCUCAAACGAUGGACUUCUAUCAGCUAGCACCUCUAAGUGACUCACCAUUAUCUAUCGAUGCAGACCGCACUACACAUUUUCGAACCAUCGCGAACCUCCUCCAGAACGUAUCAACAUCACCUUGGAUCACGGAUAAUUAUACCAUUUUACCCUUUUGGCCGGCAAGCUUGCAUGACGAGCCUAUUGGUACUCUGCCAACGAGUUCAUCGCAGACCUGGAAGGGUGAAACAACCAUGUUCAGGUCCGAACUCACAUGUACAGAGAUGACCGUUGAAUCCGAAGUGAACAGUUCCAUCUCCUUUAUGAAGGACUAUGAAGCUCAACCUGCAAUCUCGGUAAUCUGGUCGAGCCCUGGAGGCUGUAAAUAUGGGCUGGAAGUGGUAGAGGAUGUAUUCCUUGUCGGAGGUGGCAGUUGGUCAGAUGCUUCAACUUUCUUCUAUGCCGAAGACACAUUUUCCGAAAAGGAUGUCAGUUCCAGGGUUAAUCAUACGGCAGAGUGCGCAAAUCGCGAGAUAAUCGUCGUUACGGAGCCGUGGGGGUCAUCUAAGGGUGCCUAUUCAGCUCACUUAUGCGAUACUUCGUAUUACAUGGCCAACAUCACAGCCUCAGUUGCGCUGGACGGCGACAAUCCUGAAAUAAUCUUUGAAGAAAGCGAGUAUGCUAUAAAUAAGGUGCCUAUCCCGGAUACUUUGAUCAACUCGACUCAGUUUCGAGAUCAGGCUUUGAAUGAAGAUUGGCCAAGCUAUAUGAUUUCGAUUAUCUGGUCUCAGACUGCAUUACUAGGAGGUGCAGGUAUACUCUUGGGCGCUAUCUAUGAUUAUAACAUGACCAAGCUAGCUAGAGACCCGAACUUGGUAGUCUCCGCAGCAAAGGCAAAGCAGCGCUUUUUCGGCGAAGUGCUUCAAUCUUCUCUGACUCAAUCAGGAGCAUCUCACAAGAUCUCCACCCAAGGCCAAGUGAACUCUAUCAAGACACGCGUGGUAGUCCAAGCUGGAUCUGCAAUCGCAUUGGGAAUUCUUCUCGCUAUUUCUUUUCUUCUCCUUCUAACAGUCUGGUGGUUCUCUCGCCUUCGAAACAGACCACUUAACUUGAAAAGAGACCCUUCAACUACAGUCGGUGUCGCAUAUCUAGUAGCGCAGAACCCAAGAACCAGAUCCGGAUUCCAAGAACUCCGGCAACCAUCCGCAGAUGAACUACAGAAAAGAAUUGGAAGUGAAAUCUUUUAUACGGACCCUCAAGGACUUUCCAAAAGCGCACCCCAAGCCACGGCAAAAGAAAUCGCAGCUCAGUCGAGAAAUGGAACCCCGAUGCUCCUCCGUCUCCCUGCGCUCAUUGUCCUCGUCACACUUCUUGCACUUGUAAUUACCGGCGUUGCAGUCCUCUUCCAUUAUGCAGAAGGCUACAGGCUGUACGGGAAAGCCUUCGUCUACGAAGUUCAAGUCUCUCUCUUUGGAAGCAGCACUACCUCAUCGGUGGCGCCAUUUUCCAUGGUUCCGACCGUGAUAGCCACACUUCUUGGUCUGUGGUGGAGUGCUAUCGACGACAAUUUCCGUCGACUGCAGCCGUUCCUGUCCAUGGCUGACGAAAACCCAACCUACGAAAAAGGAGUCAAUCUUUCAUACCAAACUUCAUACUGGGCGUGGGCCGCUGGAAAGGCCGUCUCCAACAAACAUUGGAUGCUUUUCCUAGUCACAUUGGGCUCAACCUUGUCCCCUGUCUAUACGACUGCCAUGUCCGCUAUUUUUGAUCGCGGCACUGGCAACAUCAUGCAACCAAUUACGCUCGCCCGCAAUCUCGAAAUUCGCGAUAUACCAUUUGUUUUCGAGACCGAACAAUCCACUUACCCAGGAAGUUCAACAGAUUAUACAGCUGUCAUUCUCGAAGAUCUCUAUAAGAACAUAUCUUCAUAUUGGAUGUACACGGCCACUAUUCAGCUCGCUCUGAACGGCUCACAGCCAGCCUGGAGCAAAGACGGCUGGAGCUUUGUCCCCUUGGAUCUCAGCAACAUCAACUCUUCAAGCUCCCUAUCUGAACUCGGAGCCAGCAAAGCAGACGAUGCAACUUCCGACCCCGAGACAAUGGUUACUUUUGAAACACAAGCAAUCCGCGGCCGUAUCCAAUGCAGUCCCCCCUCAACCCAAGUACUCACAAAUAUCACCAACUGGCUCACCCCAACAGACAUUUCAAAUCAUACCAUUUACAAUGAAAGUACCAUUCCCUCCGGACUACGCGGUGGAUAUCAACUAGGAACCACAUAUGAUAAUUCAGAUUAUCCCAGUCUCAUUACCCCUUUAACAUCUUCUCAAAACUGGACAGAAUGCCCCGGAUGUACAACUGUUUUCGCUAAUCCAUCCUCAAUAACUUGUUGCGGUAAUGGAACCUCUGAUUCCCGUAAGGGCGAUGUUGGAGUUGGAUACUGGUCUCCAAACGACGACAUUUCCACCUGGACACCACGAACAUGGCAACGAAACUUCACGGCAAAAUGGUUACAUGGGGAAGCAAUUACAGGAAUCAGAGCGAACAACGACAAAGUAGGAGUUGGAACAGCCGACCCAGCACUCCUAUUUACUCAACCGCCUUCAAUCACAUUAUUAAAUUGUGAACCGAUCGUCGAAACCGCCAACUCCAGAAUAACAGUCAACCCAACAAAUGGUGAAAUCCAAUCAUUCGAUAUCCUAAGCACCCCAAAGACAAACUCCGAGCCUUGGUCCGACAAUUUUCUCCCUCACAAUGGCUCUACGACCGAUCCUCGCGAAGGAUACACGCACUACAACGUAACCUUAAGCUACGGCCGCCUCUUCCAAACAACAAUGUUAACAUCCGCCGACACCCUCCACAUCGGUGGAGCAGUCCACACCCUAGGCUACACAACCGAAGACCUCAACGACAACACCUACAACAUCCGCGACGAAAUCAACGGCCUAAACAUGGACUUCAUGACAUACUCAAUGUACAAAAUGGCAAACUCAUCAUCAACAUCCCUCCUAAACCUCCAAACAUUCACCACUCUCGCCGAAAAAACAUACACAACAUUCUUCCAACACUUCGUCAGUAACAACAUUUCCCUCGAAACAGGAGGCUGGGCAUACCAAAAAAUAAACGCAAGUUUACCAGACGAUCUUGCGCCAGCCGUGAAUGUCAUUGCCAAUUAUAUGCCUGGUACAACUGCUUCGAAGCAGCAGGAUACGAUUCAUCCGAUUUCACAUACGAAUCGGAGUGUGGUGGGACAUAUUUCACAACGAGUCGAAUUACUACAAAUGAAUAAAGUGGCCGUUGGACUCAGCAUCGGAAUAAUGGGCUGGUUAAUUCUGACAACUAUUACGGUGGCUGUUCUUCAGAAACGUUACUUUGGAGCUCUAGUUCGGAAUGUAGAGUGCCUUGGCGAUGUUCUGGUUCUUAUUGCGGGGAGUGCGAACUUUUUACAGGUUGUUAGGGAGAUUGAGUCUGGAAGACUUGUGAAGGGUGCUUAUGAGGAGCUUAGGACGAGGUUGGGGUGGUUUGUUGAUGAGGAUGGGGGAUUGAGGUGGGGGAUUGAGAUGGAGGAGAGUUAUGGGGAUGGGCCGGGUGUGCAUUGGGUUGCUGAUCCGUUGUUUUCGACGGAGGAUGGUGAGGGAAAUAGUACGUGGAAUGUUAGGGAUGGAGAUGAGAAUAUUUAG
Penicillium angulare is the source of this 4335-nucleotide messenger RNA. Its product is annotated as DUF3433 domain-containing protein. The transcript has 3 exons. The record is from RefSeq and is a predicted model, not a curated record. Lineage: Eukaryota; Fungi; Ascomycota; Eurotiomycetes; Eurotiales; Aspergillaceae. The coding region runs from base 1 to 4335 and encodes 1444 amino acids.